This is a messenger RNA of Acanthoscelides obtectus, 1325 nucleotides long. The record is from the annotation of a GenBank genome assembly. Lineage: Eukaryota; Metazoa; Arthropoda; Insecta; Coleoptera; Chrysomelidae.
UAUACAGAAAUAUAUUAUAUUUUUUAUAUAUUUUUUAAAAAGGCAGGUAACAAUUGAUUGCAUACCAGAAACUCACCUGCACUGUAUGUGCAUAUUACUGUUUGUUGCCCUCCUUAAUGCUCGGUUUUAUUUUCAGGCAAUCAAUCGGCGGUCAUGCUGGCUCUCACGGCAGCAUGAGUCCCGUCUACGAUUUGGGAACCGAGGUGGUUUGCUCCAACAGUCCUUGGCUGCUUCCCAAGCAACGGGACCUUUGCAGGCAGCUUCCAGACGCUAUGGUCGCAGCUGCAGAUGGGGCACGUUUGGCAGCUACGGAGUGCAGAAGGCAGUUCAGACACCACAGAUGGAAUUGCACAGGGACAGCAGCUAUGUCAGAAGCAGACGCUUUUGGACAUCAUGUCGUCAUAGUCGAUCCUCGCCCAUAGAUGGGAAACGGUCAUAGCGGUAGUAGAUAAGGCUCACGUGAGGCAGCGUUCACCUAUGCGAUCGCUAGCGCCGGCGUCGCGUACGCAGUCGCCGCCGCCUGCGCGCGCGGCAACGUCUCCGCCUGCGGUUGCGAGCCCACUUCCGCUGUAGGGGCGGUGCCCGUAGGGGCGGGGCAUAGGGGUAGCAGGUUUGGUACGCCGCCGCCGAUGCAGCACGGGUGGAAAUGGGCGGGAUGUAGCGUCGACGUGGGAUACGGGGUCAGGUUCGCCAGGAAGUUCCUAGACGCUAGGGAGAUCGAGGCGGACGAGAGGAGUUUGAUGAAUCUGCAUAAUAACAAGGCCGGAAGGAAGGCCGUUAAACAGAAUCUCAUAGUGGAAUGCAAAUGCCACGGCGUGUCCGGCAGCUGCACUAUGAAGACGUGCUGGAAGUCGUUGCCGCCCUUCAGACAGAUCGGGGACAACCUUAUGAAGAAAUAUUACAGAGCUCGAGCAGUAUCGGUGCGGUCUACGCCACAACUGGGCCCGAGAGAUACCAACAGUUUUCCAAGGAAGAGCAGAAAAAUGCAUCUGGUUCUCCUAAAAGGCAGGACUGUCUUAAAGAAGCCCCCAAAGAAAUCAGAUUUAGUUUAUCUGCAACUAUCUCCCAACUACUGUGAAAGAGAUCUGGCGGCGGGUUCUUUGGGAACCUUUGGAAGGAGCUGCAAUAGAACUUCUAGAGGCAUUGAUGGUUGUGACAUGAUGUGCUGCGGUAGAGGCUAUAACACGCACCAGUACAUGAAAACAUUCCAAUGCAGAUGUAAAUUUCAUUGGUGUUGUAAAGUGGAGUGUGAGACUUGUAACGAAAGAACUGAAGAGUAUACGUGUAAAUAAUUAUUAUAAUAAAUAUAACUAAUUUAUAGUAUA